AUGGCUACCUACUACGCAGCUCCCCGCGAGAAGCGUUAUCACAAGUAUAAGAAGGUUCUUUACUUAGAACCUCCCACCAAUGGUAGCAAAACCGUUCGCACUCGCGUUACCACCAUUGUCCCUCCCCCUGAGCCCGAGCCCGAGUUUGUACACUGUCCGUCACCCGCUCCAGCUCUCCCAGAGCCCAGGUAUACGCCGCCACCGGUAAUCGUCGAACCUCUACCGCCGCCGCCUCCUCCACCUGCACCUGUACACUACUAUCCUCAACCUGAACCUGUACAUUACUAUCCUCAGCCUGAGCCUGAGCCUGUACGUGAACCCGAGCCGGACGUCGGGAUUGAGGUCAUCGCAGUAGACGUAGACCCAGAUCAAUCUAGCAGAUCCGGCAGGUCCAGGACUUCGAGGAGUUCCAAGAGCUCGUCGCGAAGCUCUAAAUCAUCGUCGCGCAGCAGCGGCAGCGGCCACAGUAGACACGGCCGAGAUCGCGAGGUCUACAUCGAACGGGAACGCAUGGUGCCCGUUCGCGUACCCGUGCCUUAUCACGUACACCACGUCGAGUACGAGCAACCCCAGCAAGACUCGUUCCGUUACAUAGAAGCACCCAGGCGGUAUGAACCCCCACGACGACGGAGUCCAGACCACGAGAUCGUCAUCGAAGAUCAUCGUCACCGAAAAUAUAUCCGCGACGGUUGA
This is a messenger RNA of Daldinia childiae, 693 nucleotides long. RefSeq lists its product as uncharacterized. The coding region runs from base 1 to 693 and encodes 230 amino acids. The transcript has a single exon. The record is from RefSeq and is a predicted model, not a curated record. Lineage: Eukaryota; Fungi; Ascomycota; Sordariomycetes; Xylariales; Hypoxylaceae.